CAACAUUCUGAUGGAGAGAAAUAAGAAAAUAACUCCUUCCUGCAGCUGAAGUAAACCCCCCCGCCCACAAUGAUCUAAUGGUUCAGUCCUGUCUCUAAACCUGAGACCAGAGUCGGUCCUCUACUGUCUCCACGGAUCAGCUUCACUUCACCAUGUCUGUCUCCAUUUAAUGGUGCUUUAUGUCUCCAGUGAUGGAGCCACGGAGGACCAUCAUCUUCCUCUUCUUAGUGAUUAGAUUGUCUGAAACUGAGGAGGUGAAGAAGAACCUGACAGGAACUGUGGGAGGAAACAUCACAAUACCUGACCCUGUGGUGGAGAGAGGAUUUCUGUCAUAUGGAGGAAAGCCUAUUGCUUCAGUGAGAGAAAGGAAAUAUGAGAUAGAAGAUGAGAUUUACAUGAACAGACUUCACUGGGACCAAACCACUGGACUCUUUACACUCACACGUCUGAAGAAGAACGACUCAGGAGUUUAUUAUGUUAACUCUAAAAAAGGAAGAGUUUUAUCUACAUCUUAUAAACUCUCAGUGUUUGACCCUGUCCCAUCUCCUGCAGUGGAAAAACUAAAUUUGAGCUCUGAGAGCUGCUCCCUGCUGUGUUCUGUGGCUGAAGAGACCACACUGUCCUGGUACAAAGACGAGGAGAUCAUGAACCAGAGCAGCUCUGCUGUCUCUCUGCUUCUCUCUGUACACGAGCAGGACUUCAGCUCUUCAUUCAGAUGUGUGGCUUCCAACCCUGCAGAGAAGAAGACUCUUCCAGUCGAUGUGACCAUGUUCUGUGGAGGAAAGAAGAGCCAAGGAUCAGACAACCCAGACCAAAGACAUCAUGUGAUUCUCAUUAUAAUCUGUGUUGUCGUUGCUGGUGUUGUUGGACUGGCUGCCUGGUUCAUCAAAUGCAAGUAUCUUAACCCAAAGAAGACAAUGAGUCAAACACAAGAUUGGGCGGACAUGAAGACAUACGUACAGUAUACCGACGUCAACGUAUGCAGACGCAGUCAGGGGGAGAAUUUCUCAGGUUCAUCUUGGACCAGUUGCUGUUAUCUGACAACAGUCUAUUAUAUGAACCCAAGCCUCCUUCAGGAACCUCUAAUGAGCAACUGAGUGAGUCCAUUAAUCUGAGCUGAUUAGAUUGAAACCAAGUGUUGACAACGUCAUCAUUACACAUUUAGUUGCGCCAGCACAGUGUGACAUAAACAAUGGACAGCAUGGAUGUCAGCGAGUCGAAUGUUAGAGUUGCUGUUUCAUGUAUUGCAAUUUUGUCCCUUUUGCAAAGUAUACAAACUCAGAGCAGACGGGAACAGAAAGGUCUGCCAUGUCACUAGACAAGCUGUGUAUAUAAACACAUGCGCAGUUCACAUCAUUAUUCCUAGAUCAGUGGGAUUUCCGAGAUCCAUGACGACCCAGGAAAAUGCAGGAUUUUCAUACACUGUGAAAGGCUUUAGCCUGUAGUGAGUCCACAGUGAACUCAUAGAUGCUAAUAUCUGCAGUUGCCAUUGUACACACAAACAUGUGUUGUGAAGAUCAGACUGAGACAAAUCCCUGAUUUAUUACAACCAAACCAGGAACUGAGUUUCAUCACAUGGACUCUAAAUUUAAUCCUAGAAGUUCACCUCUCUGAUAUGUAAUAUUGGCUCAUUUUCUUGAGGAAACAAACACACGAGUAUAAUAAUUCUAUUCUGUUUCAUGUGUUUGAUUGGAUUCUCUUUGUCCACUUUCAAGACCAUUGAUGUUUCGAGACAUUUUUAUGCAGAAAUUUAGUAAAUUCUGAAGUAGUCAGCCUUCAGAUUAUAAAAUAAUCAGCAUAGUCAAUAUAUACUUUUUUUUAAUGAACUCCACAGACUCCUCAGAUCUCUGUAAAAGUUUAAUUAAAUGGUGUUGCUUUUGAAGUAUAUUGUCCUCCUCCAAAGUUCAUCUCAUAUGUUCAUUGUCUGAAGGUGUUAGGGUUUGUUGGGUAGUACAAGCUGUUAAAUAUUAGAUGUGAGGAGAGUGUUGGAGCUGAACGAGAGGAGAUUCUGCAGUCGGCACCUGAAGCUCCUUCAAGAGUUUUUGACAUUAUUGUUUCAUGCAAUAAACAUUUUUUAAAUGUAAGAGAAGACUUGUCAGCGGUGAUCACUUCUUUAUAUCAACGCAUCAACAUACAACACUUUGUACAAGAUUCGCUUAUAUUUUAGUCUCUGUGCUGUGAAGUCAUUCCUUAUCAAAGUUAUUAAGUCACCAUUUUUAAACCAAUCACCAAGUUUACUUCCUGUUAAAAGAAAAGAAAAGAAAAGAAAAGAAAAGAAAAGAAAAGAAAAGAAAAGAAAAGAAAAGAAAAGAAAAGAAAAGAAAAGAUUCAUACUGGACAAAAACCCAUGGUUUGGCUGUCUUAAUAAAGGACACAACUCAAAGGACUGCAGAUACAAAGCAACCUGCAGCAUAUGUAAAAACAAUACAAAACACCACAUUCAUCUUCACUUUCUUGCUCUGUAGACAAAGGUGAUGGUGGGAGUACAUCCAUGAUAGUACCUGUGUGGCUCUCAUCAGUCACAACCCCUGAAACAGAGACAUUAAUAUAUGCUUUGUUAGAUACUCAAAGUAGCACCACAGUAGCAAAGUAGCAGAGGUAUGUGAGAAGAUGGGUGCAGGUUUAGAGCCAGUCAAGUUAAGCUUACCACUAUGAUGGGAAAAGAUUCCAUCUUUCAGAGUGACAAGGUUAGUAGUCUUAGAGGGUUUUCCUCACAUAGCUUUAUUAACUUGCCACCUACAUAUACCACAGAUUUCAUCCCACUUGAGCACUCACACAUACCUACAUACAUAAACACCUGAAUGCUAUAGCACAGGAAAUACCAGAGUUGUUAGAUUGUGAAGUUGGACUCAUAAUAGGCUAUGACUGUUGUAGAGCAUUAUUUGCAUUAUUAAGUGUAAGUGCCUAAUAUAAGCGCAGUGGCAUGCUGCGCUGCUGCUCACUCGUCUCUGCAGCAGGAUGCAGCAUGUGACAUCUGUGGCAAAACUGUGAAGAGUUGGUACAGGUACAGAGAGAGAAAAUGCAGAGCUUUAAGCACCGCUAAGCACUGUUGCUGUUGUAGUUGUAAUGAGAUAAGGUUAGCACUUAAACGCAUCACAGAAGAAUGGAGCAUAACUGACAAGGUUGCUGCAGUAGUGACAGACAAUGGCGCAAACAUAGUUGCUGUAGUGCACAAGACUGGAUGGAGGCACCAUCCAUGAUUUGCACAUACACUGAAUUUGAUUGUAAAGAACAGUUUAAAAACUGUCCCAGAAGUAGUGAAAGUGCUGAAAAAAUGCAGUGUGAUCGUGUCUUUUUUUCACCACAGUACACAGGCCACCAAGAAGCUCAGGGAUUUUUAAUGAUUAAAUC
Messenger RNA from Mugil cephalus (flathead mullet), 3351 nucleotides. RefSeq names its product CD48 antigen-like. NCBI's taxonomy places the organism in Eukaryota, Metazoa, Chordata, Actinopteri, Mugiliformes, Mugilidae. Bases 180 to 1097 code for a protein of 305 amino acids. The record is from RefSeq and is a predicted model, not a curated record. The transcript is spliced from 6 exons.